Botrytis byssoidea is the source of this 513-nucleotide messenger RNA. RefSeq lists its product as uncharacterized. The coding region runs from base 1 to 513 and encodes 170 amino acids. The transcript is spliced from 3 exons. The record is from RefSeq and is a predicted model, not a curated record. Lineage: Eukaryota; Fungi; Ascomycota; Leotiomycetes; Helotiales; Sclerotiniaceae.
AUGCCGACCAGACUUGAUAUGGGAAGUGGAUUCUCGAGAAUGAGGAUUUCAGCAGCUUUCUCUUUCGAUAUCGGAGAGGCCUUGAUAUGGGAAUCAGUGGGAUCACCUUACCGUGCCCUGCUGCACACUCAGGAGCCCAAGGUGGAAAUUGCCACUUCUGCUCGGGCUCUCUCCGCCGUCGUUGCAGCUUCACCCCGGGUCCAGGUGGCAGCUCGCGCCGACACUCAGACACUCUUCGCAGACUCAGUUGCGGCUUCAGUGACCACAGUUGCAGCCCGUCUGCCGACCUCGUCGUUGAAGGAGUGUCCGGCGUCGCAGACGCAGACAACGGCAAUCGUCCCAACUACCCUCCCCCACCUCUUUAACGCUACCGAAGCCAUCUUCAAAAUGUUGAUAAUGAUAAAUGCUGGGCCAAAUGUUUGGUUGAAACUGUAUGAAGAAGAAGAAGAAGAAGAAGAAGAAGAAGGAGAAGAAAUCAUGUUGAAGAUUUUCACAAGAGAUAGUAAACAGUAA